UUCUGCUCAUGUUGCAAACGGGGCUCCAGAAUGGAUCCCGUUCACAAUCCGAGACACCACUGUAUGUGGUUUCCAAAUCCUUUAUGAACUUUUACUUUAUCAUACCAAAGAUAUGCGUGCUAUCUGAAUCUGUUGCCAAAUCCUUCCAGAUCCAAAAGGUCUUUAUUCUCCAACAACAUCCAAUCCCUUAACCAACAAAGGCAUGAUGCUUGCUUUUCUCACUCAGCAAGAAAGCAGCCACAGAAGGACGUGUAUCUCCACUGGAUGCCCCACGGACUGCGGCUUGAUGCACCCCCACCCCCUCCCACGCAAACCAUGCAGUGUUUUAGCAGGUGGAGGUUGCAUCUUGGAGCCGCAUCUCAUGAAUCCGCUCCAGGCAAUUUAAAGCACCCCUUCCUGCAACGGAAAGAAUCCUGGGAACCAUGGUCUACCCCUCAGGGCCUACAAUGCGCAGUACCCUUAAACCACAGUUCCCCGCAUUCCGGAGGGGUGGGGUGCCUGUAAGCUUAGGAUCGGGCUGCGCGCGCGGAAAGGACCCCUUCUCCCUCCCGAGCCCUCGAGGCGACCACGUGGCUGGCUUGGGAUCCCCGCUUGCUGAUUGGCUGUCCUUGGCUGCCGCCUGGCGCCCCGGGCGACCGAGGGAUGGAGCGUUCGGGCUGAUUUUUGAAUCGGGCCGAAGCAGGUGGGAGUUGGGCGGCGGCAGAAGCGGCCGGAGGAGUUUUUUCGCAGGUACAAGAAUAAAACAAGUCGCCCACAUUGGGGUGGGGAAGCCUGUAGGCCUCCAGAUUGGCUGGACUGCCGUUCUCAUCACCCCUGACCCCUGGCCAUGCUGGCUGUUGCUCCUGGGAUUCAUCUGGCGUGUUGGGAGUUUGGGUGCAACUCAGCUUGGAGGAGUUAAGACAAGAGAGGGUGGCUGGAGGCCUUCCAGAAAGCAGGAGAUAAGGCUGCUUUCCCCAGCUGCUGAACUCAUUCCUUUAAGAAACUCCAGAGAGCAGGCAGAACAAGCUGGAGGAGACAUCAGCAGAGUUAGCCAUGAAGAAGGCAGGGAAGCAAAGCCCUGGAGGCUCCUCUUCAUCCAGUGACCCGCAGGGGACAUCCAGGGAUGCAUCAGAGCAGAUGUGCCCUAACCCACCUUCCCAGGAGGACACCGUCAGAGUCACUUCACUUCCCCACCCAAAACAGCCAUCCUACAGCAUGGAGCUGUUUAACCCCAACCCCUGGCAGGACCUUCGGUGGUACCAGAUCCCCUUGUCAUCUUCAAGGAGGCCCAAAGCAGGCCUCUUCAGCUUUACAUUCCAGUCCAGCCUGGAGGAGUACCAGCAGCUCCGGAGGUCCAAGAAUCUGAAAAUCGGCCGGCCCUUCUCCAUGCCGCCUCCUUCUUCUGCUCCCUUGAUGCUCACUGAUGGCUCCCAGGAAGCACCACACAAGAGGCAAGACGGCCGCAGGCGCUCAAGAGCUGGUGAAGCCAAACGUGGCAAAUCCCUCUCCUAUAUCAAAGAGCCCCAGGCCGCUUUGCGGCAGAUGCAAAAAAGGUCCCAUAAAUGCAGGUCAUCAGCAGCCCGCUUUUUGUCCAAGAGAGACACAGGCUUCUUGGGAGCUCCCAGCCAGGGACAGAAGAAGGGGCCUGGGGGCAGCUGCAGCAACAAUGCGGGGCAGCAAGGCCUCUCUUUGUAUGAGCACGGCCUCCCUAAUUUGUUUCCCUCUGCACAUCCCCAGGAAGAGGCAUCCCACAGCAGCCACAGCUCCAGCCUGUGGGGCAACCCAGACUCUCCGCUGGAGGAAGAUCAAGAGGACGCCAUGUUCCCUCCAGACUGGUCCCCACCCCGGAUUGAAUUCCUGUACAAUGACGAACUGCUGCCCUUGAGCCCUGCCCCAGACCCCGCAUCUGAGUACCAAAGCUCGGAGGAGAUGCCUGAUAUCACCCAAGAGCCUGCUGAGCUGCACAUGAUGGAGUCCACAGCCAAGGCCUCUUCCCCCGCUGGGGACCACCCACAGUUCCUAGAAGAGCCUGUGGUCCUGCAGCCAAAGAAUGCAACUCUUCAGGAGGCAGAGAGAGUUGGUCCCGUGCUCCCCAUGGCCAGUGUCUUUCACAUGGCAAGUGAGCAGCUGGAAGGAGCCCCGCUUGAGGGCCAAACCCAGACAAGCACCCAGAGGGCCUUAGAGCUGGAGUCUCCUUUCUUACCCUCUCCUAGCCAUCCAUUGGCCACACCACCUGCCACCUACCUUAGAAGCAGUGCCUCGACAUCCUCCAGUGAGCUUGCUGGGGACCCAGUGAGGCUGCCCUACGAUUCAGACCAAGAGGAAGACCCAGGCCCAGAGCAUUCCUCUUUUCCCACCCCUGCCCAUUUCCCGACGACAUCCUCCAGCAUCUCAGCCUCCCCAGAUGAGCUUUCAGGUGACCCAAGGAGACUGGCUGUAGGCUCAGACAUGGAUGAAGACACUGAUGACCUUGUGUCUCUUGGAGACCUCCUGCAGAUGAGCAGUUCAGAUCCGGGCUCUGAGGACCUUUACACACUCCUUUCUUCAGAGCCAGACGGUUAUCUCAGCAGCCUUGACAAGUUCCUUGAGAAAAGGGAACAAUCCUGUGCGGAUGAGGAGCUGGAAAGAAGCCUGGGGGGGAAACUGCUGCUCUCCAACUCGUUCAGUUUGGUGGAGGCAACGGAAGAGAAUGCAGCCUUGUCUCCUGAGGCCCGCAGGUUCCUCCUGGAGCAGUUCCUUGUCAGCCAGGCCACAAUCCCAGCUGUUCAUCCCGGCGAAUGCAUCUUCGUGUUGCCUCCCUACCUGAGGACGGCUUUGACUCUUGACACUGUUCGGCUGAAACCACAGAAUCAGCUAGAAAGAUAUUUCUUUGGCGCUCCAUUUGCCCUCCAGAUGGCGCUCCUCCGAGACGGCUUCCUUGGCGCCCUGUAUCACGGCACCUGCCACUGCCCUCAGCCUCUCCUGCAGUGGCUCUUCCAGCUGAUGUCUUGGAGCCCAGUCGUCUCACCAGGUGCCUUCCAAACCCUCUGGGAAAUCAGCACUCCUCAGAUUGCCUCAGCCGACAAGAUCCCAGAUCUUUGGUGCCCAAUGCUGAAGGACAUCACACAAGCCUUCUACAAUUUGGGAGCCUGUACAUCUGCCUUGUACCUUCCUGGGCUUGUUCAGCCAGAAUUCAGACCUAAAGACGUAAAGGUUUCUGAACACCUUCCUGGCUCCGCAGACACCGAGAGCGAGAGCCUUCCUGAGGGAGCAUCUUGGCAGCUCACCUUGACAUCAGUGCUUGGAGAUAUAUUUAAGUUCCUGACAUUGUGUGUGGCGUCCCAUCCGCACUCCUACCCUGACCGCCAGCGCUUGGCCCUCCUCGUGUUGCUCUGCCGGCUUGGCCUGGACAAGAACCUGCGGAAGCAUCCACAGACAGGGCUUCAGCAACUGCUGGUGGUGCUGUUUGAAGGCAUCCAGGACUGGUCAGAAAAGCUGCCAGAAUUGUGCAGGUCCCUCUGCCAUGUCUCACAGCACCAUCACAAUUUGGUAGCUGUUGUGCGUUCCUUUCCUGACACCACAGCCAGAGGACGACAACUGCGCAGGAACCUGAGUCUCUGUUUCAUUACAAAGCUGCUGGGAAAGAUGCAGACAGCAGUGAGCAAUGAGUUGCAAGAGCUGGUCCAUCUCCUGCCCCUCAUGAAGCCUGCCCUUUUGAAGCAGGGCCUACAGCAAGAUCAGAGGCUUCAGGUGCAGCCUGGGAAAAACCAGCAGGAGGUGCUCGCUGAACUUGACCUGGAGGCCUGCUACCUCUGCCACAGCCUCCUGACACUGGCCAAUGUGGUUGUGGGAACCACGGCUGUCCCUCUGAGAGAUCAGAGGCACCUCCAGCAGCUCUGCAUCCAGCUGCAGCAACACAUCACCACAGGCAUACGGGAAGACGUUGGCCUCAUGUACCGCACGGAGCUCAAGGACCUGGCUGCCCAAACCUUUCUCAAGUGGGAGGAGCUGCAUUCUCGGGGCUGGCUCAAGAGAACCUCCCUGCAGGGCCAGAAUGAAAACAUCUGAUGGGACAUAUCCCAAGAAACCAGGGCUUUGCCAGAGGGAGCAGCAGCAAGGAGCCCAGCAAAGCAGUUUGGUGGAGUGAGGCAGGCGCACAACAGUUCCCCCCCCAGUCCCCCCCCUUCCUAGUUCCUCAGCCGCAGGGGCAUUUUAAACUUGGGUUUCAAACCUUUUUUUCUAAAGGAGAAAAGUUCUUUCAAGGGCUAAGCUAACAAUGUUUGCUAUUUAUUUGCACAACCUUGUGCCUUUAAGAAGUGUGCCUUUCAAAGCAAAAACGCUCAAGGAAGGAAUAUCCACCCCUCUCUGCACAGAGGAGGCCAAAAUAAAUGUCAUUUUUAAUGGA
Podarcis muralis (Common wall lizard) is the source of this 4363-nucleotide messenger RNA. The record is from RefSeq and is a predicted model, not a curated record. Lineage: Eukaryota; Metazoa; Chordata; Lepidosauria; Squamata; Lacertidae.